AUGAAGCAAUCUCUCCGACAACUGGGCACUCUGCUGGUGUCUGGCACUGCGGCGGCCGCCGCCGCAGUGGCCUCAGCAAACACGGCCUCGCAUGCGUACGAAUUCAACUCGGUGGCCGUGACGGGCGGCGGCUACAUCACGGGCAUCCUGGGCCAUCCGACGGAGAAGAACCUGCUGUACAUGCGCAGCGACGUGGGCAGCUCGUACCGCUGGGAGGAGGCGCUGAACAAAUGGAUCCCGCUGACGGACUUCAUCAGCGGCGAGGAUGAGAACCUGUUUGGCACGGAGAGCCUGGCGAUGGACCCGACCGACCCGGACCGGCUGUACCUGGCGCAGGGGCGGUACACGACGUCGAACAACUCUGCGUUUUACGUGUCGGACGACCGCGGCGCGACCUUCACCAAGUACACGGCCCCCUUCGUGAUGGGGUCCAACGAGCUGGGACGCAACAAUGGCGAGCGGCUGGCGGUGAACCCGUUCAAACCCAGCGAGCUGCUGAUGGGCACGCGGAUGGCGGGCCUGAUGAAGAGCAGCAAUCGCGCGCAGACCUGGACGAACGUGACGAGCUUCCCCGACGCGGCGGCGAACGGCAUCGGGCUGGUGUUUGUCAUCUACGACCCGGUCCACGAGGGCACCAUCUACGUGGGCGCCAGCGUGCCCAACGGCCUAUACUACACCACGGAUGGAGGCAGCAGCUGGGCGACCAUCCCGGACCAGCCUACGACGUGGGACAGCUCGAUCCUGACAUUUCCCAACGAGACGCAGCCGCAGAGCACCGGCCCGCAGCCGAUGAAGGGCGUGCUGGCCUCCAACGGGCUGUUGUAUGUGACCUUUAGCGAUGCGCCGGGCCCGUACGGCGUCGACUACGGCGAGGCGUGGGUAUACAACACCUCGUCGAGCACGUGGAGCAACAUCACGCCGAGCACCAGCAACACCUCGCCGGCGCCGUACUCGAACCAGACGUUCCCGCGGGGGGGAUACUGCGGGCUGAGCGUGGCGGCGACGGACCCGAACACGGUGGUGAUCGCCUCGCUGGACCGCGACCCCGGCCCGGCGCUGGACAGCAUCUACCUGUCGCGCGACGCGGGGGUGUCGUGGAAGGACAUCUCGCAGCUGUCGACGCCCACGGGGAGCGGCGGGUACUGGGGCCACCCGAUCGACGAGGCGGCGCUGGACAACGGCACGACGGUGCCCUGGCUGAGCUUCAACUGGGGGCCGCUGUGGUCCGGGUACGGAGCCCCCUCGCCCAUCGUGGGACUGACCAAGUUCGGGUGGUGGAUGACGGCGGUGCUGAUCGACCCGACGGACGCGGACCACCUGCUGUACGGGACGGGAGCGACGAUCUGGGCGACCGACAGCCUGUCGCGGGCGGAUGCCGACUGGGCGCCGACAUGGUACGUUCAGGCGCAGGGGAUCGAGGAGACGGUGGCGCUGGCGAUGAUCAGCCCGAGCGAGGGCGCGCAUCUGAUCAGCGGCUUCGGCGACAUCAACGGCAUGCGCCACGACGACCUGGACCUUCCGCAGCCGAUGCUGGGCUUGCCCGUCUUCUCGAACCUCGACACGCUCGACUGGGCCGGCCAGGCGCCCAACGUGGUCGUGCGCGCGGGUGCCUGCGGCCACGACUACGGCGCCGAGGGCUGCGGACAGGCAGCGUAUUCGACCGACGGCGCGCACGGCUGGCGCAUGUUCCCCUCGUGCAUCCCGGGGGUCAACACCAGCACGGACAACGCGGGCGUGCUCACCGUCGACGCCUCGGGGGCGUACUUUGUCUGGUCGGCGGCCGCGACCGACGUCGACGUCACGCUGGAGAGCGAGUACAGCGUGGUGAACGGGUCGGGCCCUUACGCGAGCAGCGACGGGGGUCAGACCUGGACGUCUCCCUCGGGCUUGACGUUCCAGACGGCCAAUCUGGCCUCCGACAAGGUCCAGGACAAGACCUUCUACGCCUACGACGAGAACACCUGGUACGUGAGCACCGACGGCGGAGUCACGUACACGGCGUCGCAGGCCAGCAGCGUCGGGCUGCCAGACAACGCGACGGGCUCGCUGCCCGUCGUCAGCGUCAAGACCGCCGGCGAGGUCUGGCUGGCGCUCGGCGACGAGGGAGUAUACCACACCACGGACUUUGGUGCCUCCUGGAAAGCCGUGUCUGCUGCCGCUUCUGUCACUGCCAAACUCAUCACCGUCGGGGCUCCCAAGUCCGCGUCGGCGCCCGAGUCCCUCUUCAUCCUCGGCCAGACCUCCGACGCCGUCACGCAGGGGGUGUACCGAUCAGACGACGGGGGUUCGUCGUGGGUGCGCGUCAAUGACGAUGCUCACCAAUACGGCGGCAUCGAGCUUAUCCAGGGCGAUCCACGGGUAUACUCCCUCGAUUAUUCCACCAGUCCAGGAACCUCGGAACCUGUUGCCUGGCUGAUGAUCCCUGCAGGCCUCCCUGUCGAGACGGGAAAAGGAGGUAGUACUACAGAACCCCCGCUCGAGAACGGUGGACUGAUGCGAGAUAACUAA
This is a messenger RNA of Penicilliopsis zonata CBS 506.65, 2508 nucleotides long. RefSeq lists its product as hypothetical. The transcript is spliced from 3 exons. The coding region runs from base 1 to 2508 and encodes 835 amino acids. Gene Ontology annotation, biological process: xyloglucan metabolic process. NCBI's taxonomy places the organism in Eukaryota, Fungi, Ascomycota, Eurotiomycetes, Eurotiales, Aspergillaceae. The record is from RefSeq and is a predicted model, not a curated record. Gene Ontology annotation, molecular function: protein binding.